AUGACAUUAGACGUGCACGUAAUUACUAGUGGUAUUGAAAUUCCACAGUCGAUCCGUGGUCCGCAGACGAUGAACAAUGGAAAAAAAUGUUUAUUGCAAUAUAAGAAAGGUGAUGAAUCUACAGCACAUCCUAUUAAACGUGUUCAGUUCCACAAAGAUAGAAGUAAUAUUCAUCCACGUGAAGAACGAUUUUUAUUACCAAUGACACUUGCCACUUCAGUAUAUUCGUCUCAGCAGUUGCAGGAUGAAAAUGAACUUGAUUGGCUGCAAACACAUGGUUCUAUUACGGGUUCUUAUUGGAAGCUGGAACUAAAAGACAAGAAUAAAAGAAUUGCUGAUGUUGUUGAAGAGGUUGGUGAUGGAAUUAUUGAAUAA
Rotaria sp. Silwood1 is the source of this 375-nucleotide messenger RNA. The record is from the annotation of a GenBank genome assembly. NCBI's taxonomy places the organism in Eukaryota, Metazoa, Rotifera, Eurotatoria, Philodinida, Philodinidae.